AUUUUUACAUCUAAUUAUUUUUUUAUUUCUUUCCUUUUUUCAUACAUAUUUUUUUUUUGACCCACUCGACGACAAGUGAAAAAAAACCUAUAAGGAAGAAAAACUUACUUCCUGAUAUGGAUAGUUAAGGACAUUCGCCGAAAACAAAGUAACGCAGUGGAAGAGAAGCUACUCGCUUGUAACAAUACCGAAACCAACCACCUAUUCUAGAACCCUUCACCUUAUUCACAUUAGUCGACUUCACUUUCAUCCUAGUGACUAUCGAUCUAUACUGUUCAACUACUGGGGUAAGGCCAGCCAUAACUUUUCAUAUCAUAAUUUGUGGUGACUCAACUUUUUUGUCUAUUUCCUACUUUUCUACUUCACUUGAAGUGCCAUUCUUUUGUUUAAAAAACUACUAAUAUUUAACAUGACUGAUGUUUAUAUUGUAGUUAAUAUCGCUACGACUUGUGACGAAUCCAAUACUUAUGUCACUAAGGAUUCUACUGAGAUAAUAGAAUUCUCUUGGUCAACCGUUGAUGCCUCAACCACAGAACUAUUGCAUAAAAAUUCAAUUUUAGUAAGACCAGUCAAUACUCCCAUAACUCCAUAUUGUUCACAAUUACAUAAAUUAACUUGGGAACAUGUUAGAAAUGCGGGAACUUUUAAAGAUGCAAUCCAAACUUUUGAUGAGUAUGUUCAAGUAAAUUUAAUUAAUAAUAAUAAAUCAUUUAUAUUUGUAACUAUGGAUUUGAAAUCGUUUAAAAUUCAAUUACCAAGAGAAGCAAGAGAUAAAUCUAUUGUAUUACCUUCAUAUCUCCAAAUGCCUAAAGUAUUUGAUUUGAAUGCAGAAUAUUCAAAAUGGCAAGUAUCUCAUCCUGAAUCUUUGAGUUAUCCUAGUUCUUCUUUGGUUAAUAUUAUUACGGCCUUACAAGUGGAUAUAAGUCAGGCUGAAAUUGAAGAAUUAAACUCAACUGCCAAUAAUAAUACCUCUCCCACCACUGAAACCAAUUCUGAUAGUGCAACCAACCAAACACUUGAAUUACUUUCUAACUUAUCUUCAUCCAAAUCUGCCCUUCUCACAAGCAUUUACGCAAAGAUAUUGACUCAGUUAAUCAAAAAAUCGUUACCUAUUGAAGAAUAUCCUAAUGUAUUAACCAAACCUUAUGACUUUGAACAAGAUAUUAAGAUUUUUCUUUCGGAACGUUCCAAAAUCUUAUAUUUAUCUAAUCUUUCUAAUGAUACUACUCAAUCAGAAUUGGAAUCCUGGUUUACUCAAUAUGGAGGUAGACCAAUAGCAUUUUGGACUAUUAAAAAUUUAGAGUCUUCCAAACCAAAAUCCAAUGGUAUUUCUGGAUUUGCAGUUUUUUCUACUCAUGAAGAAGCUACAGAAUCACUUUCUAUGAAUGGGAAAGUUUUCAAUGAUAGACCAAUUGAAGUUCAACCUUCUUCAACUAAAGUAUUAGAUAAAGCCAGUGAUCUCUUAACUCCUUUCCCACCUUCAAAAAAUAGACCAAGACCAGGUGAUUGGACUUGUCCAUCAUGUGGAUUUUCCAACUUUCAAAGAAGAACUCAUUGUUUCAGAUGUUCAUUUCCUGCUUCAUCAGCAGUUGCUAUUCAAGAAUCAAUAUAUUCGAAUCCUGCUCAAAAUAGUAAUAAUUCAGGUGGAAAUUUAACUCCAUCAAGUAGUCGUCGUAAUGCAGUUAUUAACGCUGCUGCUAUACUUUCUAACUCGAAUAAUAAUUCUAAUUCGAUCAAUAACAAUAUAAAUUCUUAUAAUUCAAAUCUUAACGUCUAUAAUGGCUCAAAUGGACAUCUUCCCGAUCAUAGCCAAUCACAACAGCAACAUCAACAACAACCACAACAACAGCAACAACAACAACAGAAUUACCAUAACAAUUUGAACUACAAUAAUAACAAUAAUAAUAACAAUAAUGGUUCCUCCAACAAUAACGGUAAUCUUAAUAAUAACAAUAAUCACAAUCGUAUGCAUUACAAUAGCAAUAACGUUCCUUUCAGAGCCGGUGAUUGGAAGUGUGAAUACUGUACAUACCAUAACUUUGCCAAAAACUUAUGCUGUUUGAAAUGUGGAGCCAAUAAGCCUGCUAGUUUACAGAAUAAUAAUAAUGCAGGUAAUGCUUCUUCUGCAGCUGCAGCAGCUGCUGCCGCAGCCGCAUCUGCCAAUAACAUUCACUCAGUUAAUUCAACUGCUGCUGCUAUUGCUGCUGCUACUGCCAGUGGUCAACCUUUAAAUUUAAGUAAUGGACUCUUGAGUAGUUUACAACAACCUCAACCUCAUCAUGCUGGGCAAUACUUGCAACAACCACCUAGACAACAAUCAAGAAACAAUUCUUUGGGUUCAACCACUAGCACGCAAUACUCCACUAGUAGUAAUAAUUCCGGUGGAAAGUCUAUUCUUGGACAACAACAUUAUCAACAACACCAAUCUAAUUAUAACGGAAGUUCGAGUUUGAGGGGGAGUGGUAAUGGUACUCCACAACCUUUACAACAACAAUCUUAUCUCCAAAAUUUGAACAAAUAUUCUAACUCCGUAAAUAAUUCACCUGGAUUAUAUCCUACCACAGGAUAUGCUUCUAAUCAAUAUCAUCAACAACAACAUCAUCAACAUCAACAACAACAGCACCACCAACAACAACAUCAGCAACACCAACAUAAUAACCAACAACAGCAGGGCCAAUACUUAAACUACAACAAGCAAAACCCGGCCACCUCAAAUUCUCUUCCAUUGGAUUCCAAUCCUAAUGCUGCUGGUAAUAAGAACACCAAUGCGGCUUUCAACGUGUUAACCAGUCAAGUAAAUUCAUUAAGUUUAAAUCACUAA
Scheffersomyces amazonensis is the source of this 2821-nucleotide messenger RNA. It is a transcript of the gene NRP1, whose product is annotated as Nrp1p. The coding region runs from base 410 to 2821 and encodes 803 amino acids. The record is from RefSeq and is a predicted model, not a curated record. NCBI's taxonomy places the organism in Eukaryota, Fungi, Ascomycota, Pichiomycetes, Serinales, Debaryomycetaceae. Gene Ontology annotation, molecular function: 3'-5'-RNA exonuclease activity; RNA binding. The transcript has 2 exons.